GUUGUUGUAGAUGGCAGCACAGCAUCACGUGAAUUUUCAUGGCGGUGUUGUAGGGCUGGCCCCGUAUCGUCUUGUGAUUUCACCAAAUAAUUGCUGUUUGAAAUAAAUAGUGUUAAACAGCAAUAUUUUUUAAUACCGGUGAUCAAGAUGAGUGAAUACUGGCUAAUUAGCGCACCUGGCGACAAGACCUGCCAGCAGACUUGGGACACCCUGAACAAUGCGACGAAAUCAGGCAACCUCAGUGUCAACUACAAAUUCCCAAUUCCUGACUUGAAGGUUGGUACAUUGGAUCAGUUGGUGGGGUUGUCAGAUGACCUCGGUAAACUGGACACCUUUGUGGAGACCGUCACCAGAAAAGUUGCUCAGUACCUGGGCGAGGUACUAGAAGAUCAACGUGACAAGCUCCAUGAGAAUUUGAUGGCAAAUAACAGUGACCUGCCCACCUAUUUGACCCGUUUCCAAUGGGACAUGGCAAAGUACCCCAUCAAGCAGAGCCUCCGCAACAUCGCCGAUAUCAUCAGUAAACAGGUGGGACAAAUAGACGCUGAUCUGAAGGUCAAGUCGUCCGCCUACAACUCGCUGAAGGGAAACCUACAGAACUUAGAAAAGAAACAAACUGGCAGUCUUUUGACGCGAAACUUGGCUGACCUGGUCAAAAAGGAGCAUUUCAUUCUGGACAGCGAAUACCUCACAACGCUGCUUGUCAUCGUCCCCAAGUCGAUGUUCAACGACUGGAACGCCAACUACGAGAAGAUCACAAACAUGAUCGUACCACGUUCCACCCAGCUCAUCCACCAGGACAACGACUACGGCCUGUACACUGUCACGCUCUUCAAGAAGGUGGUGGACGAGUUCAAGCUCCACGCGCGCGAGCGCAAGUUCAUCGUGCGCGAGUUCUCGUACAACGAGGCUGACCUGGCCGCCGGCAAGAACGAGAUCACCAAGCUCGUCACCGACAAGAAGAAGCAGUUCGGUCCAUUGGUGAGGUGGCUGAAGGUGAACUUCUCCGAGUGCUUCUGCGCCUGGAUACACGUCAAGGCUUUAAGAGUGUUCGUCGAGUCCGUGCUUAGGUACGGGCUGCCGGUGAACUUCCAGGCGGUGGUGAUGGUGCCGGCGCGCAAGAGCUUCAAGAAGCUGCGCGACGUGCUGCAGCAGCUGUACGCGCACCUCGACCACUCCGCGCAGCAGCACGGACAGAACGCGCAGGACACCGCAGAACUGGCUGGUCUCGGGUUCGGGCAGUCCGAGUAUUUCCCGUACGUCUUCUAUAAGAUCAACAUUGAGAUGGUGGAUAAAAUAUAAACAAACAUGGGACCGCAUUACAAUUUAUUUUUAGGUAGUGUUACCAGGCAGAGCUGCUGUACGUCUGUCCAUCUAAGCGCUAGUGAACAAUAGAUACAACUGAAAACAUUUUACAACCUUGGCCCUUGAAAAAUCUAAGACAAUAUAUAAUAUACCUAUAUUUCUACAUUUUUGUUUUUGUAUGUACAGUUAUCUUUUGAUUUUUGCGUGUUUUAUUGAUGCAGGUUGACACUGUACUAUAUAUAUAAUAAUUAUUAUGAAUGAAAUAUUUAUUUAAGAUGCCAUUUUCUUAGAGUAAUUUGAGCUUUGGCAGAAAUUCCGCGAAUUAAAAAUUCCGGUUGAAGGAAUAUUUUUUGAAACGCAACAAUUUUAUUUUUCAGUAUUAAAGUUGCGUCGAUUAUAUAGAGUAGUUUUUUCGCGACACUGUAUAAAUAAAUGUAUAAAAUAAAUUGUUCAAAAAAUUA
This is a messenger RNA of Pararge aegeria (speckled wood butterfly), 1766 nucleotides long. It is a transcript of the gene Vha44, whose product is annotated as V-type proton ATPase subunit C. Gene Ontology annotation, cellular component: vacuolar proton-transporting V-type ATPase, V1 domain; lysosomal membrane. The coding region runs from base 148 to 1302 and encodes 384 amino acids. The record is from RefSeq and is a predicted model, not a curated record. Gene Ontology annotation, molecular function: proton-transporting ATPase activity, rotational mechanism. NCBI's taxonomy places the organism in Eukaryota, Metazoa, Arthropoda, Insecta, Lepidoptera, Nymphalidae. The transcript is spliced from 13 exons. Gene Ontology annotation, biological process: proton transmembrane transport.